This is a messenger RNA of Alnus glutinosa, 3554 nucleotides long. Its product is annotated as U-box domain-containing protein 44-like. Lineage: Eukaryota; Viridiplantae; Streptophyta; Magnoliopsida; Fagales; Betulaceae. Gene Ontology annotation, molecular function: protein binding; ubiquitin-protein transferase activity. The transcript is spliced from 5 exons. The coding region runs from base 260 to 3265 and encodes 1001 amino acids. The record is from RefSeq and is a predicted model, not a curated record. Gene Ontology annotation, biological process: protein ubiquitination.
CACUCUAGCCAGUAUGUUCCAGAAGACCGAGCGAGAGAUCGAACUCAAAAGACAAGAAAAUACAAUUUUCCUCGCAUUUUCUUAGAAAAAUAGUGUUUUAUUUUCAUUCUUCUCAGGAGCAAAACGGUUACAUUUCCCGGGAUAGUUUUGCUUUUUUUCCUGGGAACCCACCGAGAAAUGGAGACUCAUUGACUCCUGCUCUUCAGGCAUCUAUAUUUCGUGGUUGGAAUGUGGUAAAGAGAUGUAAAAGAAGGUGAUUAUGAGUUCCUCAGUGGUUCCAUUAUCUGAGUUACUGUCCCAGACUGUCCUUGCCAUACUUGAUACUGUACAUGCUGCCAAGGAAGUCCUCAUUCAGAAGGAGAAUUUCAAGAAAUUCUCGACUUAUUUGGACAGGAUUGCAUUUAUCUUUAAAGAGUUGUCAGAGCUAAACAUAGACCACUCCAAGAGGUUAGAAAAUGCUCUGGAGGUUCUUAACCGAGAGAUUAAAGUUGCUAAGCAGCUAGCACUUGAGUGCAGAAAUAGAAACAAGGUUUAUCUCUUAAUCAAUUGCAGGAAGAUUGGGAAGCUUUUAGAGGACAGUACAAAAGAUAUUAGUCGGGCGGUAAGCCUCAUCCCUUUGGCCUCUUUGGACGUUUCAUCAGGUAUAAAAAACCAGGUUAGCAAGCUCACCAAGGAUAUGCUGGAUUCUGAGUAUCGAGCAGCUGUAACCGAGGAAGAAAUUUUGGCAAAGAUUCAGUUAGGGAUACAAGAGAGGAAUGCUGAUCGAUCAUAUGCGAGUAAUUUGUUAGUUCUUAUUGCUGAGGCUGUUGGGAUAUCCACUGAGCAGUCUGAAUUGAAGAAAGAAUUUGAAGAAUUCAAAAGGGAAAGAGAAGAUGCCACACUGCACAAUGACUUCCCAGAAGCUUUACAAAUGGAACAGAUCAUUGCAUUGCUUGAAAAGACUGAUGUCACAACACCUCCUAAGGACAAGGAGAAGGAAUAUUUUGAAAAGCGGGACUCUUUAGGUCGGCAACCAUUGGAUCCUCUGCAUUCAUUUUAUUGCCCCAUCAAUAUGGAUGUUAUGGUUGACCCCGUGGAAACUUCAUCUGGUCGGACAUUUGAGAGGAGUGCCAUAGAGAAGUGGUUUGCUGCAGGGAAUGAUGUUUGUCCCUUGACCAACAUCCCCUUGAACACUUUGGUUCUCCGGCCCAACAAAAGUCUUCGACAAUCAAUUGAAGAAUGGAAGAACAGGAACACCAUCAUUACCAUUGCCUCUAUCAAACCCAGACUCCAGUCAAGUGAAGAGCAAGAAAUGCUUCAAUCCUUAUGCAAACUACGAGAUAUUUGCAAACAAAGUGAGUUACACCGGGAAUGGAUGACAAUGGAGGACUACAUUCCAGUUCUAAUUGGACUUCUCAGUGCCAAAAAUCGUGAAAUAAGAAAUCAAGCUCUCUUCAUCCUAUUUUUGCUUGCAAAAGAUACUGAAGACAAUAAGGAAAGAAUCGCUAAAGUGGAGAAUGCACUUGAAUCCAUCGUUCAUUCACUUGCACGCCAAAUUGGUGAAAUUAAGUUGGCAUUGCAGUUGUUACUGGAACUGUCUAGAAAUAAUGUCAUACGAGAUUCUCUUGGAACAGUUCAGGGCUGCAUACUUCUCUUGGUGACCAUUUUAGGCAGUGAUGACAUUCAAGCUUCCAAAGAUGCCCAAGAGCUUCUGGAGAACUUGUCUUUCCUUGAUCAGAAUGUUAUACAGAUGGCAAAGGCAAAUCAUUUUAAACCUUUGUUACAGCGUCUAUCUUCAGGACCAGAAAAUGUUAGAUUGAUCAUGGCUGAAACUUUAUCAGAAAUUGAAUUGACUGCUCACAACAAAUUGUCCAUAUUGAAAGAUGGGGCGUUGAGGCCACUUCUUCAAUUGCUCUCAAAUGGUGAUUUAGAGAUGAAGAAAGUGGCUGCUAAAGCUCUUCUGCACCUCUCUAACGUACCAGAAAACGGCCUCCAGAUGAUCAGAGAAGGUGCAGUCGGGCCACUAUUUGAACUUCUGUAUCGUCACAGUUUAUCAUCACCAACUUUGCGUGAGCAGGUAGCUGCCACAAUCAUGCACCUUGCAACAUCCACCACUCUCCAAGAAGCUGAUCAGGAGCAGGUUUUCUUGUUGGAAUCUGAGGAGGAUAUUUUUAAGCUUUUUUCACUUAUAUCCUUAACAGGACCAGACAUACAAAUAAGCAUUCUCCAAAGCUUUCACGCAAUGUGCCAAUCUCCUCCUGGUUUUAACAUCAGGUUGAAGUUGAGGCAGCUCUCUGCUGUCCAAGUAUUGGUUCAAUUAUGUGAGGCUGAUAACCUUAUUGUACGGGCAAAUGCUGUGAAGCUGUUCCUUUGCUUGACAGAAGACGGUGAUGAAAGCACCUUUUUGGAGCAUGUGGGUCAGAGAUGCAUUGAGACAUUGCUCAGGAUCAUUAAAACUUCUAAUGAUGUAGAAGAGAUUGCUGCUGCAAUGGGUAUUAUCUCUAACCUUCCUAAGGUGAGACAACUCAAUCAGUGGCUUGUAGAUGCAGGGGCAGUCGAAACCAUUUUUGGAUGUCUCACUGAUGGAAGUAAAUACGCCUUGCACAAUAGGCAGGUAACAGAGAAUGCUGUUGGAGCUCUUUGCCAUUUCACUGUCUCAACAAAUCUGGAAUGGCAGAAGAGAGUAGCUGAAGCUGGCAUUAUCCCUGUACUUGUUCGGUUGCUGGUAUCUGGAACUGCCUUGACAAAACAAAGUGCAGCCAUUGCACUUAAGCAGUUUUCAGAAAGUUCCUUUGGCUUGAGCAAGCCGAUAAAGAGGCAUGGGAUCUUCCUGUGUUGCUCUGCCGCACCUGAAACUGGCUGCCCUGCACACUUAGGCAUGUGUACAGUUGAGUCUUCUUUUUGCAUUUUUGAGGCUAAUGCUUUGGAACCUCUGGUAAGGAUGCUUGGGGAGCCCGAUCUUGGGUCCUGUGAAGCUUCUUUAGAUGCACUCCUGACACUGAUAGAUGGUGAAAGACAGAGCGGCAUUAAAGUGCUAGCAGACGCAAAUGCCAUUCUUCCAAUUAUAAAGUUAUUGAGCUCACCUUCUGAUAGAUUGCAGGAGAAAAUUCUUAUUGCUUUAGAAAGCAUUUUUCGGCUGGACGAGUUGAAGCGCAAAUAUGGAACUUCAGCACAGAUGCCAUUGGUGGAAAUUGCUCAGAAGAAAAAUAGCCAUAUGAAAUCUCUGGCUGCCAAGGUACUUGUUCAGUUGAAUCUACUUGGUCAACAGUCUUCUUAUUUUGGGUGAUGGCAUUGUUCAUCUGCAAAUGCAGUAGCCCGUGAAUGGAGAAGCAAUAUCAUGUUCAUCAGUCCUCAUUAGAUUGCAAUCUAAGCUAGGACGAUUACUACUAGAAAAAAUGGCAAAAGUAUUUUCUUGUAGAUCUAUGUAAGCUUCUACUCAACCGUUACAGAAGGCUGAACCAAGGUUACUCACAUAGAAAUUAAGUAGCUCUAAGGUGUAGAAGCUGUCGAACAUACAUAUAAGAAUGGAUUUUUGUGGUUCUGAAUCAGAUCAAUUUUUUGAAAUACAGGACAAA